This is a messenger RNA of Guillardia theta CCMP2712, 3231 nucleotides long. RefSeq lists its product as hypothetical. NCBI's taxonomy places the organism in Eukaryota, Cryptophyceae, Pyrenomonadales, Geminigeraceae. Gene Ontology annotation, molecular function: monoatomic ion channel activity. Gene Ontology annotation, cellular component: membrane. The transcript is spliced from 8 exons. The coding region runs from base 1 to 3231 and encodes 1076 amino acids. The record is from RefSeq and is a predicted model, not a curated record. Gene Ontology annotation, biological process: potassium ion transport; transmembrane transport.
AUGGUUGCUACUCCGAGCGAAUGUAGGUUGAGGGCCCUGUACUCCUUCUUCCCCUCCCUGGCUUCUCGCAUUGGGUUUGCGAUCGAGGUGAUCUCAGCAGUGAUGUCGGGGAUUUCUUGUGUGCUCUAUGUUAUAUCAACAUAUGUCAACUAUAGUGAUUGGACAAGAAGCGUUGACAUCACCUUAAGCACGUUCUUCGGGGUGUAUUGGUCCUUCUAUCUCUAUCUCAGCUCGCAGAAGCUGAAGUACUUGACUAGUCUUCAAUCCUUCGUCGAUAUAGUGACAGUCUUUCCUGUCCUCUUGAUCUCUGCGCUCGGCCAUCAGUGCGAUGAGUCAUUUGGUUUGUUUGCAGUUGCACGAGUGAUGCGGUUCUUCCGGGUGCUUCGUCUGAUCCGUUUGAUCAGAAGCUUUGAGUUGAUAUCUGCCUCUUCCGACGAUGCGAUUCGGCGCCAGACCAUCCGCAUUAUCUCGAUCGUCUUGUGCAUCUUGGUUGUCACCACGGGCAUUGUGCAGUACCUCGCCAACGAGACGGGGGAAAUAUGGACAGGGGUAGCGCAACAGUGUGAGUUCUUCUCAGAAGCAGAAUGCAGCAUAUCCUGCCCGAAUAUGUGCAAGUUGGAUUCUUCAAGAAAGGGAGUCUACUUGUGCGACCUCCCCUUCGGUCAGACUCAGCUCGGUGCUUCCAACUGUCAGACGAGGAUGAUGUUCCACGAUUCUCUCUACUACACCUUGGUCACCUUCUCCACUGUCGGCUAUGGGGAUGUCGUGCCGAUCACAGCCAUGAGCAGGAUACUGAUGCUGGUCAUGAUCGGGCUGACCAUCUACGUCGUUCCAAACCAGUUCAAGAAGCUCCACGAGCUGCGAGAGCUGCAGUCGGAGUUCGACGGCGUGUGGGUGAAGAAGAGCAACCGAGCGCAUGUUGACUUCCAUGCCUUCAUCACCGAGUUCUUCCAUGAGGACCAUGCCUUGAAGACGAUGUUUGCCCCUCAGCUCGUGAUCCUCGUGGACUGCCCUCCCAACAACGAAGUGCGACAGGUCUUGCUCAAGUAUGCCACGAAGAAGAGGCUGCACUACAUCCGAGGAGAUGCAACCUCCUCGUACGAUCUCGCGCGGGUCCAGGUGGACGAAGCGGAAGCUAUCUUCCUCAUGGCCGAUAGGAGCGCAAGGGAUCAGGAUGAACAGGAUCAGCUGACGGCGCUGCGAGCGCUGACGGCCAAACGGUCGAACCCCUCGAUACACAUCUUUGCACAAGUCAUGCAACCUGAGAACUUGGAGCUCCUGAUCAACGCCGGGGUUGACCGUGCGAACAUUAUGUGCAUCAACCAGUUGAGGUUGAGCUUGUUGGGAAUGUCAGUCGCCUGCCCGGGUCUCCCGACAAUGCUGCUCAACAUGAUCCAGUCGAUUUCCUGGCGGCAGUCCCUGACGCUCACGUCUUGGCACGAAGAGUACACUGAAGGGAUGACGAUGGAGCUUUACAACUUCCAGGUCAACAAGGAUUAUGUCGGUUAUCAGUACCAUGACUUCGUCAAGCUUGUGAAGUCCCAAGCGAACGCAUGCGUUGUAGCGAUCGCUUGCGUUGACCUGCUCCUAUCGCACGCAAACAGGAGGAAGAGUCUUGCCCAGCAGCAAAUCAAGAGGACGAGGAAGAAGUCUUUCCUUUCGAACAACGCUGCAGAGGCUGUAUCAACAAUCAUCUUCAACCCUGGAGCCGACUAUCGGAUCAAGCCGGGCGACAUCCUCUUCGCAUUCGCAGAUGAAGCAAGGGCCCUCGACAAGUUCGAGGCUGUUGAGACUCGCAAGGAGGAACUUCGACUCUUCGGGCGGAAGAGCUCGAUGAGGAAGCAGAAAGUGUCUCCUGCUGUGGGAUUGCCGGUCGAGGGAGCAAUCGAGGGUGCGGAGGGGGCGAGAAGAGGGUCCGAGGCUGCAGCUGCGCAGCUUGAGGGCGCGGACGCUCCUCACGAGGAGACGAGCAUGAUGAAGGCAUUGACAAGGACGGACUCAGGGCAAAGGCUGCUGAAGAGAUCCCUCCCCAAGGUCUCAGAGCUGGACCCUGCGAUAGACAAGACUGCCAAGGGUCUGGUUGAGCAGAUGAGGAAAGUCUACCCGAUGGUCAGCAGCGAGCUCCUGAGAAACAUGGAGAUUUUCCUCCUCGAGCAGGUCAACAUCGGCGUGCAGGAUCCGUUCUCAAUGCCUAUCGACCGCUCGCUCUCGACGCACAUCGUGCACGAGGUGGACGCGAGGGUCGAGAACCACGUAAUCGUAGUGACGUCAGACAUGGACGACAUGCAGUACUUGCUCAAACCGCUCUACACCUCCCUGCAGGACUGCCCUAUCGUUGUGUUCCUUACGGAGAAGCUGCCCAGCCCGAGGGAAUGGUACGAGGUGAACCAGUACCACCGAGUCUGGAUCAUAGAGAAACAUGCUAUGUCCGGGUUCUCUUAUGCCGAUCUCCUGCUGAGAGCGGGAAUCUUGCGCGCAAGGGCGGUCCUCUUCUGUGCAGACCUGGAGAAACUCUCCAAGUCGCGUCACCUUGCGGACUCGUCGGUCAUGCAAGGAGUCAUCACGGCGAAUGCGCUGGGGCUGAACCGGGCCAGGACGAUUCUGGUCUCCGAGCUGACCCAGGGAGGUUUCCCGAUGGACGCCAGCAACAUACGGGCGAGCGCAGAAACCCUCUACCACAUGGAUGACUCGACCAUCAUCAUGAGCAGAGAUGAGGUGGAGAAGGAGGCGUUCAACAUCAGGAACGGCUUCCAGCACCUCGACAGCAGCUACGUGGCAGGUUGCACGGUCAUAACGGUCCUGCUGGACCUUGUCAUGUGCCAGCAGUACUUCAACCCUUACAUCAUGUCCAUCCUCAAUGGCAUCCUCCUGGGACGAGGGGCAGAGGACAGCAAGCACGACGCUGCCGUCAAACUCAUCUCGAUCUCUCACCAUGCCGAGAGGACUUUCGGCGAGUUCUUCGACAAGCAUCUUGAGGAGACGGGUGACAUUGUCAUUGGGCUGUACAGAUUAUCGCAGGGUUACUCAAGACAGCUAUAUGUGGUCACCAACCCUCCCUCGGACCUGAAGCUUCGAGCAACUGACUUUGCUUACGUCAUUCCACCAGCUCUCCGGGGCAAUCCUGCCUAUGACGGUAUCAGGAUCAGGGACGACUCCUCUCUUGCGGGCUGCUUGCAGCACUUCUUUAACUGCACUGUCCCAGACAGCACUUGCAAUGUCUGGAUUCAGUGA